Messenger RNA from Triticum dicoccoides, 1558 nucleotides. RefSeq names its product zinc finger MYM-type protein 1-like. The transcript is spliced from 3 exons. Bases 275 to 1336 code for a protein of 353 amino acids. Lineage: Eukaryota; Viridiplantae; Streptophyta; Magnoliopsida; Poales; Poaceae. The record is from RefSeq and is a predicted model, not a curated record.
GUCACCGGUCGCCGCCCGCCGUCGCCGGUCAGCUCCCUGCCUCCGUCCGGCAGCGCCUCCCCGGAUCCCCCUUCCAGCGCCCCUCAUUUAAGCGCCCGCCGCCCUCCCCCGGUUGCGCCGCUGCCACUGUGGGCCUGCGGCUGCUCCGCAACUGUCCUGUUCGCCGUGUCCGGCGAGGCGGCGAGGGCGUGAGGCGGCGAACCCGGCUAGGGCGCGACCGCGCUAGGCUGCAGCCUGCAGGUUGCCCGGCGUCCAAUGAGGCGAGGAACGCAAGAUGAAUAAAGGAAACAAGACAUUGAAUUCUUUUUUUCAAGUUCAAACCACCGAAACUGUAGAAAUAGGUCCUUCAGCUCAAACAACUGAUAAUACCCCCAAUGUUAGAGCUGAACUCAAACCCGGUGAUGUUGAAUCUGACCCCGAUAAGAGAAUACCAAUUGAGGAGUUAGAUCAUGACAUUAGAGAUCUUGCUAGAAGGGAGUACAUUAGUAUGGGUCCUUGCCAACCAACUAAUCAUACAUAUGAAAAGAUAAAUGGUAGGAGCUUUCAUGGCUAUUGGUUCAAUGAUCACCGCGGCUGGUUGGAAUAUAGCAUUGAAAAAAAGUCAUCCUUUUGCUUUUAUUGUUUUUUGUUUAAGCAACCAAGAGCUGAAAACUAUGGUAUUGAAGCAUUCACGAGAAAUGGAUUCAAAUCUUGGAAGGAUGGACCUAAAGUUUUUAAUCAGCAUGUUGGCAAGCAUGAUAGUGCUCAUAAUAAAUCUAGGCAACAUUAUGAGGAUUUCAAAAAUCAAAGACAAAAUCUGCCACAUGUGUUUGAUAGGGGUUCUCAGAAGAAAGAAGAAGAAUACAAAGCUCAUCUCUUGAUUGUAUUGGGUAUUGUCAAAUUUUUGACACUACAAGCUCUUGCUUUUCGUGGUCACGAUGAGUCUACUAGCUCAAUGAAUAAGGGUAACUUCAAAGAGUUGUUGGACUUGUUCAUAAAGAAAGACCCAAAGGUGGCAAAAUUAUUUGGGGAUGCGGGAGAUAACCAUAAGCUGACUUCACAUAAGAUACAAUUGGAUUUGUGCAAGGCUUGUGCAAAAGAGACCACCAAUGUCAUUCUUGAGGAGAUUGGAGAUAGUAAAUUUGCACUACUUGUUGAUGAGUCGAGAGAUGCAUCUAUGAAGGAGCAAAUGGCCAUGUGUUUGAGGUAUCUCGACAAACAAGGGGAGGUGAUUGAGAGAUUCAUGGCAGUUGAGCAUGUUCCUGACACGAGAGCAACUUCAUUGAUCUUGGAGGAAAAUCUUUAUGCUCAUUAUAUACAUUGUUUGGUACUCUUGGUUUAUCUAUGUCUAAUUUGAGAGGGCAGGGUUAUGAUGGGGCUUCAAACAUGAGAGGGGAAUUUCGUGGGUUGCAAAGAUUGAUCUUGGAGGAAAAUCCUUAUGCUCAUUAUAUACAUUGUUUUGUCCAUCAGUUAUAAUUAGUGGUUGUUGCUGUUGCCAAGUGUUGUUCAUCAGUAAGGGAUUUUUUUGAGUACACAAGCAUGGUUGUUAACAUUGUUAAUGCAUCUUGUAAAAGACAUG